Messenger RNA from Amblyraja radiata (thorny skate), 2702 nucleotides. RefSeq names its product TNF receptor-associated factor 1 (gene traf1). The transcript is spliced from 11 exons. Gene Ontology annotation, molecular function: tumor necrosis factor receptor binding; zinc ion binding. Gene Ontology annotation, biological process: signal transduction; regulation of canonical NF-kappaB signal transduction; regulation of apoptotic process. The record is from RefSeq and is a predicted model, not a curated record. Bases 334 to 2094 code for a protein of 586 amino acids. Lineage: Eukaryota; Metazoa; Chordata; Chondrichthyes; Rajiformes; Rajidae. Gene Ontology annotation, cellular component: plasma membrane signaling receptor complex; cytoplasmic side of plasma membrane.
UGGCUGCUGCUGCUGUUGUUGUUGUUGUUGCUGCCGCUGCUGCUGGGGGAGUUCUUGCUUCUCCCGGAGUUGCUGGUGUCCAGGGAGUAGUUGGUGCCGGAGUUACUGCAGCAGGAUCCCGCUGAGGGAGCGGAGAGCGGAGAGCGGGCCUGGUCGGGGUCGAGGGAGCGGCGGAGAACCAAGCUCGGCCCGGGGACAGAGAGAGAGAGACUCGGCCGGGAGAGACGCCCACAGCCCGGGGCCCGGAGGCUUCAGGAGACCAGGUCGGGCCUACGGUCGGCGCCUCACCUCACCUCACCUCUAAGGAAACCCUGGGUGCAUAACCGGUUUCUAAUGGCGCAAGAAUCCAACGGCUUUAUAUGCAAUGGGGUGCAAUCCUCACCUGAUGAAAACGAGUUACCCUCUGGCUUCCCACAAAAUAUCUGUGACGAUGUACCGGAGGAGAAGUACCUGUGCAGCUUUUGUAAAAACGUCUUGAAGAAGGCAUACCAAACGUUGUGUGGCCAUCGAUACUGCUGGGCUUGUGUGGAGUGGAUCGUCAAAUACAAUACAAGUUCAGUCUGCCAAAAAUGUAAGGAAGAUGACCCACAGAGUGUAAAUGAAGAUAGCAUUUUGGCUUUGGGAAAGAUGUUCAGUGAUGCUGCAGUUUCCAAAGAGAUCUUGGAUUUGAAAGUGCAUUGCAUCAAUCCUGGUUGUAACUGGAAGAAUGUAAUGAAGAAUUAUGAGGAUCACGUAACUCAGUGUGAAUUUUCACUGAUACCCUGCAGUACAGGUUGUGGAUUGAUGGUUUUAAGAAAAAAACUGGCAGAUCACUUGGAAAAAGAAUGUAAAAAUAAUAUGACGGAAUGUCAGCAAUGUGAAGUGAAGAUGUUUAUGAGAGACUUACAGAAGCACGUGUGUGAGAAAGCACCUUCCAAAGAGAAAAAAUCUAUCCGGUUUGAUUUGGUCCACAAAGAAAAGUCUCGUUCACCUGGAGGGAACCGAUCACGUGACGGCUGCCGUUUUGUAGAAUUAGGCUGCAAUUUUAAGGGCAGCAAAGAACGUGUCAAGGAUCAUGAAAGUGGGUCAGUUGCCGCACAUCUUGCAUUAUUACUCCAGUUUGCCAAUACUCUGAACACCAGCCUGCACAGCUUUGGCGCUGCUGAUGAUGAAGAAGAUACAUCGGUGCUUGCUCUCCCUUCACUGAUCACUCAACUGCAGCUCAGAGUCCAAGAAAUCGAAAAGAAUGUACUGUCUCUGUCGUACAAAAAUUCAUUAUCCUCCCUACGCUCCCAGGUGGCUGUGGAAUCAAACGGUGAUUUAGAAACGGAUCAUUUUGAAGGAGCUUCUGGAUCCAGUAACAGCUCAGAUUCGCCGGCACCUCUGUAUUCUGGUCAAGCAUUGACGGGCUGUCAAAAUAAAAUUGAUGCUCUUGAAUGCAAAAUCCAGACAUUUGAAAACAUUGUGACCGUUUUGAACCGAGAGGUAGAAAAGACUCAUACCACUAUGGUUGCUUUUGAGAGACAAAACAAGAUUGACCAAGAUGCCAUUAAAGCUUUGGAACGCAGGGUUUCUGAUCAGCAACACCUAUUGGCUUUGAAGGAUAUGGUUAUCAAUGACUUCCGCAUACAGCUGCUCAAUUUGGAGCACAUUUCCUAUGAUGGAAUAUUGAUUUGGAAAAUUGGUGACGUCAAUAGAAAACGGCAGGAGGCCAUGUCAGGGCGAACGACAAGUCUUUACUCCCCAGCAUUCUACACCAGCAGAUAUGGCUACAAAGUGCGCAUGAGAAUAUAUUUAAACGGAGACGGGGCUGGUCGAGGAGGUCACAUCUCCUUGUUCUUUGUUAUCAUGAAGGGAGAAUAUGACGCCUUGCUUCAAUGGCCAUUUAAGCAGAAGGUUACGUUCAUGCUCUUGGACCAGAACAGUCGGGAACAUUUAAUUGAUGCAUUUCGUCCAGAUGCUAACUCGUCCUCAUUUCAACGACCAGUCAGUGAGAUGAAUAUUGCCAGUGGAUGCCCUAUGUUUUUACCAUUGUCCAAACUCGACGCUCCCAAGCAGGCCUACCUGAAAAAUGAUGCCAUAUUUAUCAAAUGCAUUGUAGAUGCUGCAAGUUAAUGGGGCAAGAGUUGAAAAGCUGCAGAAACGAGUUUGUAUUUUCAUUGCCUUGUCUUUCGCACUGAUGUUUUUACAAGUACCACAGAACAAUAAUUUUAUUUAAAAACAGAAAUAUCUGUGUGAAUGAUGUACUGCAUCAUCUAUUGUGAUUUUUAUUAAUAGAACAUUGGUAUCUGUAAAUAUAUAUUUUCAACUUUGGAAAUGUAAAAUUAAGAUGAUUGAAUUUCAUGAUUGUGAAUCAUUGCAUUGUGUGAGUGUUGCAAAUUUUUAGUGGUGCAUGUAAUAAUUUAUUUUACAGUAGUGUUCCCUGUGUUCCUGUUGUUUUGAGUAUGAAAUAUUGUUUGGUGAUUCCGUUUAUUUUGUGUAUGAAAUAUAUGCAAGAGGUCUUUGUCUCUUGGAUUGUGCCUUCUGCCAGUUGAGUUUGUCCCUUCGCCAAUGAGGAGCGUCUGCUGAAUAUCUGACUUUACUGACCGUCUCCGAUUACUGCUUUAUAAAGACUAUUUCUGUUAAACGGCUUGACAAGAGAAAUGGUGUGAACGUCAUUUGGGAAUUAAUAUGAAAAAUAAAUUUCCAUUUAUUGCAAAGAGAAAAUUAAGAUAAUUUUAAAA